CAAUGAUACACACGCUCUUUUUCUACUCAGCCAAAAAUGAUGUUAAGUAAAUUAAAACGCGUUUCUUUAUUACUGAUACUCUUUGUUGCCCUGGCUGUGACGUGGCUUGUCCCCUCGGCCUCCAGUUGGUUAAGGUUUUUGUCAAAGCCAGAUGUUUUUUUGGAGGCUAUCGCAUACCCGCAGACGCCUCAUGAGGAACCUACAGCGACACAUUUCAGUCAAGUGGAGGCUGUAAACCUGAGCGCUGGGAACAAGACUUUGAGAACCUGUCCUGACACGCCGCCGAACCUUGUAGGUCCUCUGUAUGUGGCGUUUAACAGUCACUUGGUUCUGGAACAGGUUUGGAGGGUGGUUGGGAGUCCUGCUCUACAUAUAGGUGGGCGAUACAAGCCACUUGAUUGUACCUCACAACACAAGGUGGCGAUAAUCAUCCCAUUCCGCAAUCGACAGAAGCACCUGAAUAACUGGCUUUUUUACCUCCAUCCCAUUCUGAUCCGGCAACAGCUGGACUACGGCGUGUAUGUCAUCAACCAAGCCGGAGAAGGAUUGUUCAACCGGGCCAAGCUGCUCAAUGUAGGCUUUGUGGAGGCACUGAAGGAUUACGAUUACAACUGUUUUGUCUUCUCAGAUGUGGACCUAGUGCCUGUGGAUGACCGCAACUUGUACACAUGCUUUGAUAGUCCCAGACACUUGGCUGUGGCGAUAGAUAAAUUCCAAUUCAGUUUACCUUACAACACUUACUUUGGCGGCGUCUCGUCCUUGUCCAAGGAGCAGUACUUAAAAGUCAACGGCUUCUCAAACACUUUCUGGGGUUGGGGCGGCGAGGACGAUGAUAUUUAUAACCGAAUCAUCUUCAAAGGGAUGUCCAUUUCACGACCGGACAUGGUGAUCGGACAAUACAAGAUGAUCAUACAUGACAGGGACCUGCACAACGAGGCCAAUGAGUUGAAUUCGGUCAAAGUCAACCAAACCCUACAGACGAUGGAUCACGACGGUUUUAAAUCCCUUAAGUACACUGUUGUUGGUGUUGAGAAGAAAAAACUUUAUAGUUUUAUUGCUGUGGACAUCGAAGCUCCUUCAUCUUUAGAUUCUACCUUUGAAAGGUCCCUUAUCAUGCAAAACUGACUUUAAGAGCGUACUUUCUCCCCCCCACCAUGUCUAAGCCCACUCGUUCACUGACAUUUUUUUAAAGGCUUCUUUACACAUCUUAAGAUGAAGCCAGGAACCUUGCUAAGUCUCUGUCACUCAUCCAUAGACAUGGGACCUGUAAGUUUGAUCAUUUCAACCCAGCAUGACAGCCUACAAAUGGAAUGUAUAGUUUUUACAAUAACAAUAUACAUUGUUACUGUCAAUCAAAACUGAGCAUUAUUGUGGUUGUGAGGGUCUAAUAUCAUUUUCAAUCAUUGGGGCUAACUUUGUCUUGGGAUUUUCAUGUCGAAUCUGAUUUGUUAGA
This is a messenger RNA of Entelurus aequoreus (snake pipefish), 1453 nucleotides long. RefSeq names its product beta-1,4-galactosyltransferase 1-like. The transcript has 2 exons. The record is from RefSeq and is a predicted model, not a curated record. Gene Ontology annotation, molecular function: cytoskeletal protein binding; beta-N-acetylglucosaminylglycopeptide beta-1,4-galactosyltransferase activity. The coding region runs from base 37 to 1125 and encodes 362 amino acids. Lineage: Eukaryota; Metazoa; Chordata; Actinopteri; Syngnathiformes; Syngnathidae. Gene Ontology annotation, biological process: protein N-linked glycosylation; carbohydrate metabolic process.